Molecule: messenger RNA, 439 nt
Organism: Paramecium primaurelia
Lineage: Eukaryota; Ciliophora; Oligohymenophorea; Peniculida; Parameciidae
Source: the annotation of a GenBank genome assembly
AAUGAACCCUAUAUUAUAAAGUGUUUUGAAUUCUCCUUAAUACUCUCGUUCAAUUCCAAGAAAAGAAUAUCAAUUUGCAAAUAUCUAUAGAGUACCUACAAAAUACAAAGCAAUGUCAUGGAAACCUUAUACUGCAAGAGAAAAAUCAGAAGAUUAUUUGGUUGAAUAAACGAGGCCAAAAAUAAGGAUUAGAUUACCGUCAUUAUAACAUUAAGAUUCAAGUGUGUCUCAUUAAUAAAUGUUACCUCAAGAAUCGGAGAAAGAGAAGAAAAUAGAAAUUACUACUAAAGUGAUGUAUUAUUUAAGCAGAAUGACUGGACCUGAAAAUGCUUCAAAGUCUAAGAAAUAUAGAGAAAAAGAGAUUCAAUCUCGAUUAAUGCCAGGAGUGAAUUCUUAUGAUGGACUUUAUGAUGAAAUGUAUGAAGAAGAUGAUAAUUGA